Rhizophagus irregularis DAOM 181602=DAOM 197198 is the source of this 990-nucleotide messenger RNA. Lineage: Eukaryota; Fungi; Glomeromycota; Glomeromycetes; Glomerales; Glomeraceae. The record is from RefSeq and is a predicted model, not a curated record.
AUGCAUGUUGAUUUUGCUGAACAUACAUUAUCAAAAGAAGUUGAAGAUGCAUUAGCAUCUAUUAAAAAACUUAAGGAAAUAUCAAAGGAAACAAGAGAUUAUAUUAAAUAUUCACGAAAGUAUUAUCAAAUAAUGCAUAGUAAAAUUAAAUCUAAGGAAUGGAUUUCAUUACAAUGCCAAUUUGAUCUUAUUUUAUCUAUCAAUGGUUUUCUUGGAAUGCUCACAUUUUUUUUAAAUAAAUAUCCAAAUUCAAUGAUUCAACCAAAACGUAUUUCUCAAGAUAUGCUUGAAGGACUUUUUGGUACAAUUCGUGAACUUGGUAAAGAUUCUUUUACACAAACACUUAAAUCCUAUAGACAUUCCUUAAACAAAUAUCAAGUUACAAGAUUAGUUACAUCUGAAGUAAAAAGUUUUAAUUAUGGUGAUGCAGAUGGUACUGGAACUGGUAUUACUACAUUAGCAAGAAGAGACUAUAGAAAAGAUAAAAACAAAUCAAUAGAUAAUGAAAAAAUAACUAUUCCAUCAAAAUCAAAUAACGAAAAUAUUGAUCAAGAAAAUCAUAGAAUUCAUCAACUUCAGGAAGAGCGACAAAAUCUUAUAGAAGCUAUUUUCUAUCAGGAUUCUAUUGAUAAAUUACUACAAAAAUGGCAAGAUAUUAUUAAAAAAAUAGCUUUUGAUGCAAUUUCCAAAAAAAAAAAAAAAUUCAAUGCAACUAAUUUAAACAAUUCUCCAACUCAAAGACUUGUUGCAUAUUUACUUUUAGAAAAAGUAAUUGUGUUUACAUUUAAAAGAACAUCAAAUAGUCAACUUUCAAUAAACCAUUAUUUAAUAUCUGAAGAAAUUAUUGUCCUAGAACCAGAAGAAGCAUCAAAAUUCUCCUAUAUAGUUGGAUGGAUUAUUUAUAAGUUAACCAAAAACGAUCAUAUAACAAAAUUACAUCCUGAAUUUGAAUCUAUUUGUGUCCAUUUAAAGGCCUUAAAUUUAGAAUGA